This is a messenger RNA of Lepisosteus oculatus (spotted gar), 1091 nucleotides long. Its product is annotated as DELTA-actitoxin-Ucs1a-like. Gene Ontology annotation, molecular function: channel activity. Gene Ontology annotation, biological process: cytolysis in another organism; pore complex assembly; monoatomic cation transport. Gene Ontology annotation, cellular component: pore complex. Lineage: Eukaryota; Metazoa; Chordata; Actinopteri; Semionotiformes; Lepisosteidae. The record is from RefSeq and is a predicted model, not a curated record.
AAAAUGACUUGAAAUGAAAGCAAUUGAGACCCUCAUUUUCAUAUAGAAAACAUCACUUGGACAAACGUAUAGAAGUAUGUGUUCUGCUGUGGGAUUGGACGAUACAAACUUUAUAUAAUGCAGAGGCAAAGAGCCUGGGUCAUUUGUACUCAGAAGAGCGACUGAAGCAAGAGAACUCUGCAACAGGAACCAGCUGACUUUGGGAACACACUGAACAUGUCCAGAUUAUUAUCAGUGAUAGAUGGGAUCAGCCAGAUUGAAGAACUUUCUAGAGCCCUAAACAGUGAUCGAAAUGCAGCUAUUGAAAUUUGUAACCACAUGGAAAAAUAUCAUCUAACAAACCCAAGGACCUACUCAUUCAGUGGAGAUGUCUGUGAUCCUCCUCACCCUACAGUCAAAAAUGAUCAGAAAGCCAUGUGCUCCUUCUCGAAGCAAGUGGGCACAGCCACCGGAUGUGUUGGAAUUCUGAUGUAUGAUAUCACCUCCGGCUCCCAGGUCUUGCACCGUCUGGCCAUUAUGUUUUCAGUGCCCUUUGACUACAACCUGUACGAAAACUGGUUUGCUCUGGGGAUUUUUCCUAAAGAUCAGGCCUGUGAUCAUGAUCUCUACAAUCUCAUGUAUUAUAAAGAAGCCAAGAGUUUCACCAGAGGCAAGGCGGCAGGGGGGAACAUGUUGAAACAUGGGGAGUCGCAGAUUGAAGUCAAAGGAACUAUGUCAAAUAAAGGCAGCGCCAUCCUGAAAAUAGAGAUGCAUGAAACAUAAGCUAAUCAGUAAGACGUUUCCCCAUUACAUAGCUGGUAGACUGCAUAUGUCAAAUUGCUUAUAGAUUUAAUUUUGACAGUUUAGAAAUCAAUGUAUUAAAUGCACAUGAUUUCUUACUUUUUUCUGCAUUAUCAUUAAUGCACUGUGCUAGUUUUUAUGCUAUUUUGCUAAUAUAUUUUGCUUAAUACAUUAGUUGUGCAAAAUGAGUUACCUUAGUAAUAAUGCAAUGUUUUUACAAUUUUAGAUUUCCCUUUUGCAUAGUAUGUUUUAUCUAACUGCAUUUGUCUUUGAUCCAAUGCUUGUGGAAAUAAAUUAAUACAUACAGCAGA